UUAGCCCCAUAAUUUCGUAACAGAUCGCCGCUUCGAAUCGAAUCCCUACUCCUUUCCUUCCGCCGCAAGCCGCCGCCGGUCCCCCACCGCCGCGCCGCCGACCUCUCGCGCGAUGAGCUCCACGUGCAGGUCGUGCGGCGAGGGCCCGGUGGUGUCCGACCCGGACUCGGGCGCGUUCGUCUGCACCUCCUGCGGCCUCGUCCACGACGCCGGCGCCGCGGAGUUCGUCCACCAGGCCACCUUCAACGACGCGGGCGGCCUCGACCUCCGCGUCUCCUCGCUCGUCCGCCACCACUCCGACUCCGCCUACCGGGACCAGAAGCUCGCCGGCGCCUCCGCGGUCAUCACCUCCAUCGCCGCCCGCCUCGGCCUCUCGCCGGCCCGCGCCGAGGAGGCCCUCCGCAUGGCCAAGUCCGCCACCGACGGAAACCUCGCCACCCCGGGCAGCGCCUUUCUCCCCGCCCUCGCCGCCGCAUGCUCCCUGCUCGUCGCGCGGUCCCACCGCCUCCCGCUCUCCCUCGCCGAGGCCGCCGCCGCCGCGUCCUGCCCCGCGCCCUCCCUCGCCGACCUCGUCUCCCGCGUCGCCGCCCAGCUCUCCCUCCCGCCCCUCCCGUGCUUCGACUACGCUGCCGCGCUCGAUCGUGCGGUGCGCCUCUCGCCCUCGCUCUGCGACGCCGCUGGCGAGAAGACGGAGGCGAUUCUCACCCAAGCCCAAUUCCUCCUUCGCUGCGCCUCCAAGUGGUCGCUCACCACCGGGCGGUACCCACUGCCCCUCGUUGCCGGGUUGGUCGCUUUGUCUGCUGAGGUAAAGGGGGUCACCUCUCUCUCUGUGGAAGAAAUUGCCCGGGACAUCUCGGCGGGACCGAGGACCAGCCUCCGUAGAUACAAGGAGCUCGUUGAUGCGCUGGUGCAUGUCGCGCGGCAGUUGCUGCCGUGGGGUGCCGACGUCAAUGCCAAAAACCUGCUCCUGAACGCACCUGUGCUGCUCCGGCUCAUGGAGAUGCGGUCACAAUCCGACCCGUCGGAACAGUUCCUUGAGAGCUUCGCUCCGGACAUGGCCGGCAUUGUGCAGGCGUACUCAUCUGUGGAUGACGACGAGUCGAAGUACCUCCAGAUUGUUCCCUUGGGUGCCGACAAUUUUGAUUUCGAGAAUUCUGGGCAGGAGGGGAAGGAAAUGGAGGAUAAGAAGAUCUCGGAGAAGUGCCUAUCAGAUGCUUACCAAAAUGUCUUGAAGAGGCUUGCUCAGCUACAGGAACUUGGGCAGGUUGGUAAAGGUGCUAACAAGAGGAAGCAGUGGAGAGGAGGGCUGGAGCUGGAACCAUGGAUGGAUUCAAUGGACGAUGGUUGGAAAAAGGACAUGACGCCUGAGGAGGUGGUGGAUAUUGACAUUGGCUAUGAUCCACCUCCACCCUCGUUUACUGCUGGAAUGGAGUUGCAGAGGCAGAGGAGAGUACGGAUUGAAGAUGCUAAGCAGCGAAUUGAUGCGAUUAGGAAGGCUCCUGCUCUUCCAGCAAAUGCAAAUCAUUCACAUCCCAUUCUGAGAAAUGAAGAGGUCUGUCCAGCACAGAAAUCGGCCAGGAAGAAACGAGGAAAGAAGAGGAUGGAUGACAGAGAUCGUAUCAUGCUCAGUGACAAUAUGGCAGAGAUGCCAGAUGGUCCAGAUGGCAGGAGGAAGAGACGGAAAAGAGGUUCCUGUGACGGUGUUGAUUGGGAAGAUUGCAUUAUCGAGCUCCUGCUAUUACAUGGUGCAAAUGAGGCAGAGAUCGAACAAGGCCAGUACAGAAGAUUGUUGGAGUUGCAUGUAUUCUGUGCAGUAAGUGGAAGAAGAUGAAAAUUGGCGAUGCAGUGUCUCAAGUCUUCAGUAUAUGAUCGCAAUCUUUCUUACUGGACAUAGGUUCUUAUUUUUCUAAAGUUCUGCAUUUUAUGUGAUAGAUAAAGUUCACUCUGAGUGCAAUUUUGUGGAGUUCAAUCAAGCUAAUUGUGGAAAGAACAUAUUGUGAUCGAGAAAUUAUAACACACAUGGAUUCUUUUUUGUUAUUCCCUGCUAAAACAAUCAGAAAAGUUCAACAGAGGAAUGCUAUGAACCCUAGCAAUUUUGAUUGCUUAGAUGACUAGGAAAUGUGUUAUUUUGUACAUUGCUAAACAGCUUAUUGAAUGAUAUACUUUGUUAGAUUCA
Phragmites australis (common reed) is the source of this 2176-nucleotide messenger RNA. RefSeq names its product plant-specific TFIIB-related protein PTF2-like. Gene Ontology annotation, biological process: transcription by RNA polymerase III; transcription preinitiation complex assembly; DNA-templated transcription initiation. The transcript has a single exon. Bases 113 to 1831 code for a protein of 572 amino acids. The record is from RefSeq and is a predicted model, not a curated record. NCBI's taxonomy places the organism in Eukaryota, Viridiplantae, Streptophyta, Magnoliopsida, Poales, Poaceae. Gene Ontology annotation, cellular component: transcription preinitiation complex; nucleus; transcription factor TFIIIB complex. Gene Ontology annotation, molecular function: RNA polymerase III general transcription initiation factor activity; RNA polymerase III type 3 promoter sequence-specific DNA binding.